AUGUCCUCGUUGCUCAGCUUACGCGCAUCUGCUGCAUAUACCACACAUGAUCUUACCGGAGUAUGUAUAAACCUUCAGGUCAACAAUGUGACUAUCAAAGUUCAUGAAAACCAAAUUUCCAAGUUUGCUUACCUGUAUGAAUUGGUCAAGAAGGCGCGGCUCGCCAACCCUCAGGGUGAUACCCUUACUAUAUGUGUGCAGGGUGGCAACGAGCUUGUACCCGAUUUUCUCAAUACUUUCAAGAUAUUAAACACUUCUCCAAUUGACAAGUCCGACAAUUUUGGUACCGAUAUUCUUGUCUCCGCAGCUCGGAUCGCAGAUGCGUACAAACACCCAGCCCUACGCACGUUCUGCAUCAAAAGAUUAGAGGGGCUAUCCAUGAACUCUAUGGAACGGCUCCGGAUUGGACGCGCGCUUGAUCUCAAGUCGUGGAAAGAGCGUGCAUAUGAAGAAUUAAUCGAACAGGACGAGAUCAUUACUAAAGCAGAUGCGCUAACGUUGAGGGUCGAUGCAUACUGGAAAAUUACAAGCGAAAGAGAGGCUCGAUCCAGAGAGGUUUUGGAACGUUACAAACGGGUACUCUUUGUUUCCUCCUCGAAUAAUCCAUCUCAUACUGCACCAAGCUCCUUGAAGACCACGUCUUUGUUACCUGAGUCACGUACGUCCUCCACCGUGCACGAUCUUAUUGGCGCAUGCAUAAACCUUCAGGUCAAUACCAUAGUGAUCAAAACGCAUGAAUACCAAAUCUCCAAUUUUGCUUACAUGCAUGAUCUCGUCAAGAAUACACGGCUAGUCAAUGCUCAAAUCAACCCACUUACUAUUUGUGUAACUGGUGGCAAUGAGCUCGUAUCGGAUUUCCUCAAUACUUUCAAGAUAUUAAACACUUCUUCGAUCGACCAGCCUGACAAUUUUGAUGCCGAUACUCUCGUUUCUGCGGCUCGCGUAUCAGCUUCUUAUAAAUACCCAGCUUUGCGAGCGUUCUGUAUUGAAAGGCUUGAGGGACUACGCCCGAGCUCGAUGGAACGACUCCGGAUUGGACGCGCACUUGAUCUCAAGUCGUGGGAGGAGCGGGCAUGUCAAGAGCUAGUUAAACGCGAAGAAAUUAUUACGAAAGAAGAGGCGCUACAGCUGAAGAUUGAUGCGUAUUGGCAAAUCACAAGCGAAAGGGAGACACGAAUCAGACAGAAGCUGAGGAAUAUGGCACAAUGCUUUGCUAUAUCAAGUUUGUUUUAG
Rhizoctonia solani is the source of this 1233-nucleotide messenger RNA. RefSeq lists its product as uncharacterized. Lineage: Eukaryota; Fungi; Basidiomycota; Agaricomycetes; Cantharellales; Ceratobasidiaceae. The coding region runs from base 1 to 1233 and encodes 410 amino acids. The record is from RefSeq and is a predicted model, not a curated record. The transcript is spliced from 7 exons.